ACUUCUCUUAUUUCUCUUAAGUUGGUUAGUUUUGUAUCUACUAGUAUACAUUUUCUUCUCAUAAUAUAAACAAUUAAAUUAUUUAUUUUAUAAAUAGCAAAACUUUACUCAGGAAACUGCAGACCAUUUAUUUUAUAUGUUAAUUAAAGUUUAUAAUUAAAAUUUUUUACUUUCAUUAUUAAAUAUGGGUGAAAACGAUACAGAACGUAAUUUACUAAGAAGCCUUAUAAAUGCUUCGGAAAAAGCAGCUAAUAUUGCCCGUAUAUGUCGAUCGAAUGAACAACUUCUGUCGUUAUUAGUUCAAGAAAAAAGUGGAACUGAAGCGAAUGCGCGAUUUGAACAUGAUUUCAAAACCCUAGCAGAUGUACUGAUACAAGAAACUAUCAAACAUGAUGUUGGAAAUUUAUUUCCCGAAUUGCUUGAAUCCAUUUGUGGCGAGGAAUCACCAAAUUUUACAAAUACUCUUGGUGAAUCAGUCACCAUAAGUGUAGGUGAAACCUUAACAAAUACAAUACAAUGUCUGUCCACAGUGCUAAAUGGUAAUGAAGAAGCAGCGGAAGCAUUAGCCAAUGAAGUUCAUCGUGAUAUAUUCUUUGAGGAUGAGAGAUUAGGGGAUAUACCAGCUCUACCAAAUGAUUUAGCAUAUGAAGAACUUGGUAUAUGGAUUGAUCCAAUUGAUGCUACUGCUGAAUAUAUUUCCGGGGAUUCAAUGUUUACAAACUUUCCUGGUAUCACAUCAACUGGAUUGGAUUGCGUUACUGUGCUGAUUGGUGUCUACAAUCGUUUAACAGGAAUACCAAUUAUAGGUGUUAUUUCACAACCAUUUCAACAAAAAAUUAUUGAUAAUGAAUAUCGAUCGCUUGUAUUUUGGGGUGUAGCGUUACCCGAUUUACAAGUGAAUAAUUGUAAAUUCGAUGCUAGAAUAAGAAAUCCUUUAGGCAUUUUCUCUAGUUCAGAAAAUCCAGAUGUUUUGCAGUGCUUCUUAAAUUUAGGUUAUGAAAUAGCUUUCUCAGCUGGUGCUGGACAUAAAGCGCUUAAAGUUAUAACAAAUGAAGUGGAAAUAUACACGUUAAGCAAAGCCGGCACUUUUAGAUGGGAUACUUGUGCACCACAAGCGAUAUUGCGUUCGAUAGGUGGCGAUAUAUAUAAUUACAGUGAAUCGGUCAAGCAACAGAAACCGAUUGCAUUAAGUUAUUCACCAGCAAAUGAUAAUGAGGAAAAUUGGAAGUGCAAUAAAGGUGGUUUAAUUGCUAUACGUGAUAGUAAUAACAUUGAGCAGUUCAUUGUGGCGUUGGCAAAUGUAUAAAAAAAAUUGUGUGGUAUACAAUAUAUCAGGGUUUCGAUUUCCUAUUAUUUUAAGAAUUAAAUGUUAUACGUUGUGUGCUGUUGAUAUUAAUUACUUAAUGCUGAAUAUAUUUUCCUGACGUUAAAAACUAGUUGCUAUUUGUUGUGUGCUCUUGAUUUUAAAAAGUUCAAUUUUGAUAUUGUAAACAAUUGUAUUUCGUUCGUUAAGUUUUGAAAUAAAAAAACAGUUUCAAUUAUUUGUUUAUAUAUAACAUAUAGUUUAUAUUGUUAACUUCGUAACAUAUUUGUUAAAAAAAUAUUAUAGUUACAUUUCAUAUUUUAUUUAGCUAAAACAAACAGACUAUUUAUGUUAUGAUAAAUUUGUUAGCUGCAAAAUCUUUAAUAAGUUAGAAAAUUGUUAUGAAAACAAAUUAAAAUCCAAAAAAAAAA
Teleopsis dalmanni is the source of this 1734-nucleotide messenger RNA. Its product is annotated as inositol polyphosphate 1-phosphatase-like. Lineage: Eukaryota; Metazoa; Arthropoda; Insecta; Diptera; Diopsidae. The transcript is spliced from 4 exons. Gene Ontology annotation, molecular function: inositol-1,4-bisphosphate 1-phosphatase activity. Bases 185 to 1306 code for a protein of 373 amino acids. The record is from RefSeq and is a predicted model, not a curated record.